UGGCAGAGAUGCUGCAAUUUCUUUGGUUUGCGUUUUAUUUAAGCCAAUGUUAAUGUUAUUACGGGCUGUAAAAUAGCUGUGUGUGUAAACUAUGUCGUAAUACGCCGUCGUUAGAGUAGACUGACCGUGAGAAAUCGUUUAAACACGCAGGAUUCGUGAGCGACACCAACGUCUUUGGACUCCUCGUUCAGAAACAUGAUGGAGGAUUUCUCUGGUUUGGCUCUGCCUCCUCUCUUUGGAGGACACAUCCUGGAGGCCGAGCUGGAGUCUGGUGGUGUGGAACUGGGACCAGGAGAGGUGGAGCUGGGCCCAGGAAGCAAUGAGCUGCUGGAGAGUACUGCACAGGAGGAUGAAGAGAGAAGGGCUCUUGAUAAGAGGAAAUGUCUGGCUCUGAACAGGAGAUGUAAAGAUAUUGAACAGGUGAAUCAGAAGAUUGUAGGUCGCCUUCAUCAAGUACAAAGAAUUACACGGCGCUUGAAGAAGGAAAGACGGUUUCUCAUGAAGACUUUAGAUGGUCAUGGGGAUGACUACAGAAAUGCCCAGCUCACUAUACUUCUUGAGGAUGAUCCUGAAGCUCAUUUAGAUCCUGCGUCUGGAGUGGAGGAUGAACGCCUCAACGGUGUGUCUGGUUCCACUUUGUCUGCAGCAAUGCCUCAUGCUGCUGGACCAAAGAGGAGGAGGCACCGAAUCCCACGGCAAGAAAAGGAUAAAGACCAACAGACUGAACCUGACAUGUCGGUGCUGGCAGAGGCACAGUUCGGAGAAAUGCCCAGUCCAACUUCUUUGUCUCACUAAUCUAAGCUUGCACUGCAGCCCUGGAUAUGA
Messenger RNA from Pseudoliparis swirei, 825 nucleotides. RefSeq names its product TCF3 (E2A) fusion partner (gene tfpt). Gene Ontology annotation, cellular component: Ino80 complex. Gene Ontology annotation, molecular function: DNA binding. Gene Ontology annotation, biological process: positive regulation of apoptotic process; apoptotic process; apoptotic signaling pathway. The transcript has 7 exons. Lineage: Eukaryota; Metazoa; Chordata; Actinopteri; Perciformes; Liparidae. The record is from RefSeq and is a predicted model, not a curated record. Bases 196 to 795 code for a protein of 199 amino acids.